Messenger RNA from Durusdinium trenchii, 1534 nucleotides. NCBI's taxonomy places the organism in Eukaryota, Dinophyceae, Suessiales, Symbiodiniaceae. The record is from the annotation of a GenBank genome assembly.
GGCGUCAAUGUAUAACCUUACUUUUCAAGACCGAAGGAGUAAGAGUCUGGCAGCGCGACCACAAACUUCUCGAAGCAGCGAAGUGCAAAUGUUUGUGCCCUUGUCCAAUGUUGCUUCUAAAGCCGCUCGGCAUGCGCUUCUGCAGGGGUCGGUUGGUUGUUCAAUAUAUCAAGGAGAAGCUAGGAUAGAUACUGCCGAUGGGACCGAACACGUGUUUUGUUUGUUUUUGUUUUCUUCCUUUAAAUAGUUCAGAUUCAGAGGAAGGAAUUCCCAGAUUUGCAUGCGUCUUGUUCAAUGCAGAACCCAUGAUACACUGCAACUGAUUGCAACUGGCCUUUUGUUUGCUGCACUUGGAUGGCUUCCAAGCAAGUCGUUUAGCCAAAGUAAGAUGCAGAUUGCUGUCCUGCCCAUGGAAGCAUGAAGGAAGCUUCUCCAGGCUUUUGUGAAGCAGACAUCGAGAGGGCCUGCAAUCCAGGGAGCUUUCAAAAAGGUCUGACCUUGAUGAAACAAGGCGCAGUGAAGCUCACAGGUGGGUCUGCUGGUGCGGAGGCUCAAGUGGCCAGCGAGCGUGGCCACGGACAUUACGCCGUUCGCCUGGGCCGCUGUGGAGUCUCAGUAAAUGCCAAGUGUAGCUGCGUGGAUGCUCGCACUCGUGGUGGGUUGUGUAAGCACGCAGCGGCUGUGGCGCUGGUCUUCCUUCAGCAUAGCCAGGAUUUACCGCAGAUGCCGUUGGUCUCCAACGGGGCGUCGUCCAAGCGGCCUCGGCCACCGGCCACACCCCGAUUGGAGAGUCCAGAGCCUGAGGAGGUCAAGGAGCCAGUGCCUCUGAAGAAACCCUGCUUCCCCAAGGCGACACCACGGGCGCCCAGCGGAUAUAUGGCUAGGGGCUUUUUUCUACGCCAGCUGCAGAGCUCUGCGAUGGCAGGUGAUCACGAAGCCUUUGCCAACGACCUUGAGCGGAUGGAUGAGCUCGGAGAGAAGGAAGCGAGCGCACUCUUGCACAAGGCUGUCCAAGGCCAGGACCUGGCAGGCUCCGAACGGAUCAUUCAGCUGCUGCUGGAUCGGCCUGAUGGUCAGCGAGUGGCCAUGACAGGUGCCUUUGAUGAGUUGCGUCGAACUCCGCUACACGCAGCGGUGGCAGCCAAUAGGCUUGGAAUUUGCCGGAGCUUGCUGCAAGCGCGCGCGGAUGUAGCUAUGAAGAACGGGAAUGGGAUGACGUCUUUGGAUCUCGCGCAGCGCCGCAAGGUAGACACCUCCAAAGGUGAUUGGCGCCAGCACGAGGAUCCAGUGCUAGUUCUCUUACGCGAAGCCAUGAAACGGAGAACAACAUGAAUUGGGGAGUACAGAAGGCCUGUAAUUGCAAUUACUGUACAAAGCAUAUAAUACUGGGGGUAUGGCGAAGCGGUGCAGUCGAUGACACGAGGUAUGUGGCCAACAUGGCCCUCUUGGGGAUAUUGAUCUGCGAACACCGUUUCGUUGUGUCAUUUUAAUGAUGGGUUUCCGGAACUGGGCCUCGUGGGGUAGCGCGGGAAAA